Plasmodium fragile is the source of this 2130-nucleotide messenger RNA. RefSeq lists its product as uncharacterized. The record is from RefSeq and is a predicted model, not a curated record. NCBI's taxonomy places the organism in Eukaryota, Apicomplexa, Aconoidasida, Haemosporida, Plasmodiidae. The coding region runs from base 1 to 2130 and encodes 709 amino acids. The transcript is spliced from 2 exons.
AUGAACUAUAUCGAUGUGUGCAAAAAGUACCGUCUUAGAAAGACCGAUCUAUGUGAAGGCUAUUUCAUAUCGCCAUGGAGGAAUGACACAAAGGGUGAAAAAAACUGCACUGAGCAUAGAACGACGAAUCGUCAAGGGGGUGCAAGCAGAAGUGGGUUAGUUUCCAAACAAAAAGGAUUAGAUGGACAGAAAAAAAAAAACUCCUUUCCCCCAGUCGGCACACUACUCAAUAGUUCUAUGCUGGACAAAGGAAUUGAAAUAAUUUGGAAUUCUUUAAACAGGGAUGAAGACAAUUCUGUAGAUUUGUUUAACAUCGAUUCUUAUUCAUUUUUCACAGAAAAGGGAAAAGAAAAAUUUCAAAAAGUUAUUUUACCCUACCUUUUAUACAAUGCGCGGAAGUUGGAUGGACUAAAAAAUAUUUUAUUUGAAGAUGAGGAUAUUCCAAGUGGUGAGAUCCAUUGUAAGAAUGUGUGCCAGGUGAAGAGAGUAGCUAACGAGAAUGACUUGUGUUUGCUGGAAAAAUUGGAAGGGAGAAGUAAGCUCGAGAUGAAGAGAGACGCUCCCGAAAUGUUAGUUAUAUCGAGAAAGGCCUUUUUUAAGAUAAUACAAAGGGCAUGUUUUGCUAACGAUGGACUAGAACAUAAGGAUGAUGUGCUACUCAGGACGGUCCUACAAAUGUGGAAAUGUAAAGAGGCAUACUUUUCCAAUAAUGGCAAGAAUGCUCUUCUGGGGGGGGACACUUCAGAGGGGUAUUUUACUCUUUCUGAUUGGAAGAAGUGGAGCAAGGCGAGGUGCAAAACGGAAGAAUCUCCCCUUUUGAAGGAAGACUACCAUGUGAUGGAAGAGGAAAAUAUGCUCAAUGAUGUCAUCCACGAGAGCAUAAUGCUGUUGUCGAAAAAUUGUGGACUGAGACGUAGCACAGAGGAGGACCCACAAAAAGGACACCUACCAAAAGGCACACAUAAGAGAAAAAAAUUCACUCAAAGGGGGUGUUCCACAAGGGAAAGGAAAUGCGUAGACCCGAUGAGAAUAUUGAAAGCGUUCCUAAAAAAGGACGCCAGCGGGGUACAGCAGAACCAUGCGUUAAGCGAACUGCGUGAAUGCACGUUUCAGCCGAAUAUUCGUAAAUUUGUGGAAGCCCAAGUGGAAUGCGUGGCACGCGAAACAAUGGAGAGGCACAUCAAAGCGGGUAUCGAAACAGAUGUUGAUGGAGAGGCCGAGCGAGAGGAUCUGUUCGAACGGGCUGGUGGUCACAUAACAAGCGAUUUGCACAAACGGCUGUUGGAAGAGUCCUCAAUCGAGCAUGCGCAUCGAAGGAUGGAAGACGAGCGCGUCGCCAAGUAUCUGGAAAUGUGCUGUCUGUCCUACGGGGUUGAUAUGGACAAAGAGUCGAAACAGAGUACAUAUAAGCGGCAAGAUACCACGCGACAACCAACGCACAGGGAGAGCAGGAAGAUAUGGCGCAGCAGGACCCCAAAGAUGAGUAGUUACACAUUCGAAGCAAGAAUGCUGGGUGCGCAAAGAAAUGCUGAUGUUAGAACUCCUAAUGGGAAAAGUGCCUGGGUUGAUGGACUCCGCGGAGGUUACAUAAGUAAUUAUUUUAACUUCUCAGUUGUGGACAAAAAUGGUACACUGUGCGGGUUAGCCGCUUGCAAAACUGAUUACAGUAAGGACAUACGAUUGCACGGCAGAAGGCUAAAAACGAAAGUUGUACCUAAUAUGGGCUUAUCGAAUGACAUACUUCAUUCACCCUUUUCAAACGCAAAUUGCCUUGUCGAGGCGGGGGAUUCUCCCGGAGCGUCACAUUCUCCAAGUGGUAAUACCAGGAAUAACACUGACGGCGAUAGGAACAUCAACAGUGGUAGAAGAAAAAAAGCACUACCCUUGGCUACGCAACCAUUUCUAGCGCUUCCCCACAGUGGACUGAUAAGUGCAAAAUGGGAAUGUAAAAAAAAUGUGAGAGCUGAGGUGAGAGACCAGCUGGGCGGAAACAUAAACGGAGGGUGUUCUUCAUUUGGGCCAAAUGACCCUCCAAAGGUCAUUGCGGUGAAGUGGGAAAGGCCACUUGACGAUAUAGAGACGGAGCUGUUGUGCUUGCCCCAGUCGGUCCGCAUCCCACAGGUUUGUUAA